CGACGCCCCUCCUCUGUCGACGUAUCGUGCUUCCGCUCCGCCCAAGCUUUCCCAGACGCGUGCCCCCCCACCCCCCGCGCAGGAGACCGCGCAAGGCCUUUUACGCCUGCGGUUCAUCCAAAAAGAUUCUUUCCUCUCUUAGUGCCUCAAUCCAGUCCUGCCUGUGGCACCACCCCGCGACCCAGUGAGUAGUCAACCAACCAUGGGCGACUACAAGCUCUCGGCCUCUCUGCGCGGACACGAAGACGAUGUUCGGUGUGUUGCGUUUCCACAUCCUGACUUUGUCCUCUCCGCCUCUCGAGAUCGUUCUGUCAGGUUAUGGAAGAACGAACAUGUCACCCCUCCAAGGUUCGACAGCACCAUCGUCACGCACGGAACAGAGUUCGUCAAUGCGGUCACGUUCAUUCCGCCCUCCUCCAAGUACCCCGAAGGCCUUAUCGUCUCCGGAGGCAAGGAUGCAAUUAUCGAUGUGCGAGCGCCCAGCAAGCUCCCUGAGGACAACGCGGACGGGUUAUUAUUGGGGCAUGCUUCCAAUGUGUGCGCCCUGGACGCCACCGCAGAUGGCAGACUCAUUAUCAGCGGAAGCUGGGACGGCGAUGCACGGGUCUGGGAAGUGGGAAAGUGGGACGCCGUAACUGUGCUCGAAGGACACACAGCUUCUGUCUGGGCUGUAUUGGCAUUGGACCACCGCACAAUCAUAACAGGCUGUGCCGACAAGAAGAUCCGAGUGUUUCAGACAGCCACAACAGGUACCUCCAGUGUCUUUGUUCGAGCUAUCGAGACAGGGGAUGUAGUGAGGGCGCUUUGCACUGUCGAUUCAAACAACCCAUCAAAUGCGCAAUUCGCUUCCGCAGGAAAUGACGCUGUCAUCCGCUUGUGGCAGUUAAACGGCCGCCAAGUCGCUGAGCUGCAUGGCCACGAGAAUUUCAUCUACUCACUGGCAUCUCUCCCAGGCGGGCGUUUGGCUAGCUCUUCCGAGGACCGUACCGUGCGAAUAUGGCACCUCAAUCAGUGCAUCCAGACGAUCACCCAUCCGGCAAUAUCCGUCUGGUCGGUUGCGGCCUGUGCGCAGAACGGGGACAUCGUUACCGGUGCAAGCGACCGAAUCGUUCGCAUCUUCAGCCAAGCACCGGGAAGCAUCGCGGACCCCACUACCAUCGAGCAGUUCAACAACUCCGUGAGGGAGUCUUCAAUACCACAGCAAGCCGUUGAUAACUUCAACAAGGAGAAACUGCCCGGGCCAGAGUUCCUUACACAGAAAUCUGGCACGAAAGAAGGCCAAGUCCAGAUGAUCAAUGAAGCCAAUGGAAAUGUCACCGCCUACCAGUGGUCAACCGCUGCCAACGAAUGGCUGCUCGUAGGUACUGUGGUCGAUAAUGCCUCCAGUAGUGGACGAAAGAUAUCCUUCAACGGCAAAGAGUACGACUAUUUGUUCGAUGUCGACAUUGAGGAUGGCAAGCCCCCGCUCAAGCUGCCUUACAACCUAUCCCAGAACCCUUACGAAGUCGCUCGCAAGUUCUGUGAGGAUAACAAGCUUCCAAUCACGUACUUAGAUCAGGUAACGAACUUCAUCGUCCAAAACACGCAGGGCGCCACUCUUGGACAAUCUGGGCAAUCUGGACCACAAGGCGCCGAUCCCUGGGGCACGGAGUCGCGCUAUCGUCCCGGAGAUGUUUUUCCACAGACUGAAGCAGCGCCACCGAAACCACGCCAAUCUGUAUUGCCUCAGAAGCAAUAUCUUAGCAUCUUGACCGCAAAUCUUGGGGUUGUGUUGAAGAAAAUCAAAGAAUACAACCAGGAACUUGUUAAUAGCGGACAGAAGGAUCUGUCAUUAAAUCCCGAUGAUAUUGACUGUCUGAAUGAGGCAAUCGAUGAUAUGGAGAAAGAGACGGAACGCAUUGAUGCCAACGGAAUUAAUGCGAUCCUCAAGACUGCCACUGGCUGGCCGCCAGAGAAACGUCUUCCUGGAUUAGACCUUUUACGACUUCUAACAGCCUUAGAGGAGCCAAUACAGUACCUCAUCGCCACAGUGUCUUUCAUCGAAGACCUCGAGGAGGCUGGCAUCUUUGUCAGUUCAACCGUGGUCAACAACGCGAUGAUGGCUAUUCGGUCUUUCGUCAACCUGUUCAACACAGAGUAUGGAAGGGCCCACGCCGAUAAGGAGUUCGAUAGAAUUCACAAAAAUAUCCACCAAUUCAUCACCUCCACUAACCGCAACCUAAUUAUCGCCAUCACGACCCUCUAUAUCAACUACGCCGUCAUGCUAAAACAAUCGAAGGAUGUGAACGCAGACCGCGCCCUCACUCUGCUUGAUGAUCUCUCAAAGAUCCUUAGCACUGCAACUGACUCCGAGGCCGUGUAUCGAGCGCUCGUAGCCACUGGGACACUCCUGCAUCUUGGCGAUGAUUUCUGCGAGGCUGGCAGGGAUGUCUUCUCGCUGGGAACCGCUGUGGCACACGCUCGAGACAAGGUGAAGGAACCACGGGUCAAGAACGUUGUAGCAGAGAUUCAAGAGAAGUUGAAAGGAUGAACAUUUCAGUGCAUAGACUCAAGUGAGUGUUCCUCUAACGUGGAUAUCUGCAUAUAUUUGUGGGUUUAAUUCUACGAACCUGCAGCUCGAGUUAUUUUCGUUGAUCUUCCGUCUCCACCACCUCGGAAACGCUUGAUCACCAUUGAGGCUCUGCGGCACGCACGGUUGAAUUCGUCUGAUUUGUAUGAUAAGAAUACAUAGGACAAACAGCUGAGCUGCAUACGGGUGGCAAGGACCCAGCCUCAGCAUUGCGAAAGUUACAUUACCAGCGGGCAUCAUGAAUGAUGACGAUCAUCGAAACCAGC
Molecule: messenger RNA, 2835 nt
Organism: Lindgomyces ingoldianus
Lineage: Eukaryota; Fungi; Ascomycota; Dothideomycetes; Pleosporales; Lindgomycetaceae
Product: PFU-domain-containing protein
Exons: 3
Coding region: 203-2530 (775 amino acids)
Biological process (GO): ubiquitin recycling; proteasome-mediated ubiquitin-dependent protein catabolic process
Cellular component (GO): cytoplasm; nucleus
Molecular function (GO): ubiquitin binding
Source: RefSeq, a predicted model, not a curated record